This is a messenger RNA of Pimephales promelas (fathead minnow), 766 nucleotides long. The record is from RefSeq and is a predicted model, not a curated record. Lineage: Eukaryota; Metazoa; Chordata; Actinopteri; Cypriniformes; Leuciscidae.
GCAGUCCUGCCGCUUGACCAAAAAAGCCCUGGUCGGCCUCCGCAGGGAGAUGGGGGCGCUCCGCAAGUCUCUGAAGAGGGGCGUGGCCGUCCACCAGACGCAGGUCAAGGAGGGCAAGGAGGUCAACAUCAUCCGAAAGCCCACCCUCCGCAAGUGCAGGGAACUCGCCGCCAAGGCCAUCCCGGACCUUUUGACCCUCCUGGAGAACGAGCCCACCCAGAAGACCCUGUGGAGGUUCUACGAGCACUUUGCGGCGCUGCUCGCCUGCGUGUACGGCCACAGAGGGGGGGUUCUCCAAAACAUAACUAUGCAGGAGGUUCUGGGGGCCCGCAAAUCGACCUCGGAGAAGGCGUACCUGAUAAACGUCGCCAACCACAAGACGAACAUGGCUUUCGGGUCGGCCCCAAUUGUUUUCCUGUUUUUCACUUCGACCCCAAACCCAUGCAAAAAUCUCAAUUCCUACUUCCAAGAGGCCUGGAAGUCCAUGGGCCUUCCCGGGUGCCCCACCUUCACUGACGUCCGCACGUCCAUCGCCAGCCACAUAAAAUUCACCCACACCAACGACGACCGGGUCAAGCUGUCCAAGUUCAUGUGCAACGACACCAGGACGGCGGACAAAUUUUACAUGGCCAACUUGACCCCCCAGCAGGCCAUGGAGCACCGGAGGCUCUUCGACACUGCCCUGGAGGGCGAAGAGAGGGGCUCCCCGGGAAAGAGCCCCUCAAGAAGAAGAGGAGAGCUCCAGAGUCCUCGGACGAGGAUAUGA